AUGACAUCGUCAAUGUUGACAAGUCAAGAUAUGUUAUUGUCAUGUACCUAUUGUCAAACUAUGACAUGUAUUUGUUCUUCAAUAGAAAAGAUGUUAAAUUGUUCAUCUUAUUUACUAAAUUUAUCAUUUUCUUCAAAUUGUGUAAACAAUAUGAUAAUAUGGGAAACAGUUGAUUUUUCAUCACGUAAUUUUGAAUCAUUUGAUUCAACAAAACUUUUAUCAUUACGUAUGUAUCGUUUAUUAUUAAAAUUCAAUUUAAUUACAACUAUUCAUGAAAAUACAUUUGAUUCAAUUGGUGAUAUUCUUAUUGAACUUGAUUUACAAAUGAAUCAAUUAUCACAUAUAUCAUCAAAAUGGUUUAAUUCAAAAUUAAAUAAAUUAAAAAUAUUAAAUUUAGCAUCGAAUCAACUAGAAUCAUUCAUAGAUCUCGAUCAUAUUCAUUUACCUUGUUUACAAAAAUUAAAUUUAUCAUGGAAUCAAAUUGAAAUAUUUCCAUAUCAAAUUCAUCAAUGGAAAUCAUUAAUUAAACUUGAUUUAUCAUUUAAUAAAUUAUCAAGUAUACCAAGAUAUGCUCUAAUGGGUCUUCAUAAUUUAACAUGGUUAUCAUUAGCAUCAAAUCGAAAUUUAACUUACCGUCUAAAAAUGGGGCAAAAUACAUACGAUCUAAAUCAUCACCAAGUACAUCCUGAUGAUACAAUUGAAUCAACUCAUAAUAUUCCAAAACAAACUACAACUGAUGAAACGACUGCGUCAUCUUCGUGUUGUUCUCAUCUGAGAGAAAUUAUAAAAAAAAAAGAUCGUGAACAUGAAGGAAAGAAAGGACCAGCAGAACUUGUCGGUUUUCUUAGUCUUUUCCGUUUUGCAACUCAAAGAGAAGUUUUUUAUAUGAUUAUUGGCACCAUUGCUGCUUUGGCUCAUGGUGCUGCAUUUCCUCUCAUGUUGCUUGUAUUCGGAAAUUUAACCGAUAUAUUUACUGGUCGAACAUUUGACCUAUGUACCGAAAAUUUCACAAAGUAUUAUGAGUUUUGUCCACCAGGUGUUGAACUGAAUUCUGACAAUUUUUUUAAUGAAAUUACGAAAUGUAAUUUAUCAGCAGCAAACAUGACGCAAAAUAUGAACUUUUUAGGAAAGAUCCGUGAACAAUCUAUAUGGCUUACCAUUAUGGGAUGUGGAACAAUUGUAGUAGGAUAUUUUCAAGUUUCUUUUUGGUCUAUUGCAUGUGAACGUCAAACACGUCGCCUUCGUGAAACACUUUUGCGAUCAAUACUUAGUAAAGAAAUAGCUUAUUUUGAUACACAUAAAACAGGUCAACUUAGUACAAGACUGACAGAAGAUGUUAAUAAAGUACAUGAUGGUACAGGUGAUAAAGUUGGCUCAGCAUUACAAUUUGUUGCUGCUUUUUUUACUGGUCUUAUACUUGGAUUUAUACGAGGAUGGAAAUUAACAUUUGUUAUACUUUCUGUUAGUCCGUUACUUUUUAUUAGUGCUUAUAUUUUGACAACAGUAACAGCAACAAUGACAUCACAAGAAUUGAAAUCAUAUGCAAAAGCUGGAGCUAUUGCUGAAGAGGUUUUCAGUAGUAUACGAACUGUUUUUGCAUAUAAUGGAGCAGCUUAUGAAUCAAGCAGAUAUGAAAAACAUUUAAGCUCAGCAAGAAUAAGUGGUAUUCGUAAAGGCGGAUUAAAUGGACUUUUAAUGGGUGCUGUGUGGUUAUUGGUUUUUUGCACUUAUGCUUUGGGAUUUUGGUAUGGAGCUAAACUUGUUCGUGAUGAGAAAUUUUCAAUUGGUGGAAUUCUUAUUGUCUUUUUUUCGAUCAUUACAGCAGUAUUUAGUCUUGGUCAAGCAGCUCCUCAUCUUCAAUCAGUAGCACAAGCUCGAGGUGCAGCUUUCACAUUAUGGCAAAUAAUUGAUACACCAUCAACAAUUUCUAUAAAUAAUUCUAAUGGUGUUAAAAAAGAAGAUUUAAUUGGUGAUAUAAAAUUUACUAAUGUUAAUUUUGUCUAUCCAUCUCGAUCGGAUGUUUCUGUUCUUAAUCGACUUUCAUUUGCAGCUCAACGUGGUCAAACAACAGCACUUGUUGGUUCUUCUGGUUGAUGCGGAACAAUUGUAGUUGGAAAUUUUCAAGUUGCUUUUUGGUCUAUUGCAUGCGAACGUCAGACACGUCGUCUUCGUGAAGCACUUUUUCGAUCAAUACUACAUAAAGAAACUUCUUAUUUUGAUACUAAUAAAACUGGUCAACUUAAUACGAGAUUGACAGAAGAUGUCAAUAAAGUACACGACGGUACAGGUGAUAAAGUUGGUUCAGCUCUACAAUUUUUUUCUGCUUUUAUUGUUGGUCUUAUAAUCGGUUUGAUUAAAGGAUGGAAAUUAACAUUAGUUAUUAUUUCUGUUAGUCCAUUAUUUUUUGUUAGUCCAUCAAAAAUUACAAUAACUAAUUCAAAUGGUAUUAUAAAAGAAGAUUUAAUUGGUUAUGUAAAAUUUUCUGAUGUUCAUUUUGUUUAUCCAUUUCGAGUUGAUGUUCCUAUUCUUAAUGGACUUUCAUCCACAGCUCCUGCUGGUCAUACAGCAGCACGUGUUGACGCAUCUGUUUGUGGAAAAAGUAAAUGUAUGCAACUUAUACAAAGAUUUUAUGAUCCAGUCAAUGGUUCAAUUGAAAUUGAUGGUACUCCUGUUGAUCAAUAUAAUCUUACUUGGCUUCGAUAA
Molecule: messenger RNA, 2703 nt
Organism: Rotaria sp. Silwood2
Lineage: Eukaryota; Metazoa; Rotifera; Eurotatoria; Philodinida; Philodinidae
Source: the annotation of a GenBank genome assembly